AGUCUAGCUCAGAAAUGGCAAUGUAAGAUGAUUUUGGAGCUGCUUUGCUUACUUGUGAUUGGCUGUGGUGAGACCAGAAGACUCGCUGUUCACCCAAGAGACAAUAAUACCAAGAAACCACUAGAGAUACAACUAAAUCGUACAGCAUCACAUGGGAGGCAAAAAAGGUCUAUGAACCCUGAUCAUGGAUAUGAUUGGGGGAAUAAGAUUAACAUUACACAGUCUAUCCUUGAUGGCGAUAUGCAUGGGACCGCCUAUGUUGAAUGGGGUGGAACAAAUAAGAAUAGUGAUGUGAUAAUAAUCCUUACAAAAGAUACAUCGCUAGUACCCAGCGACAGUACACUUUACAUCAGCACAGACUAUGGUAAAACGUUCAAUACUAAAGUGAUCACGAUUGGUGGAAAAGCAGCCAUCUUGAAUUACAUCUAUCAAAGCCCUACAAAUCAUCAGCAGUUUAUGUUGAAUGACCUGACGAACAAAGCAGUGAUAGUGUCAAAGGAUGAGGGUGUUACCUGGCAAGUGUCCACGGUAGACUUUACCCCCUCUAUCAUCGACCAUCAUCCUAGCAUUGAAAACCUGCUCCUUGCUCACGAUACUUCUCAGCAAAAGUUGUACCUUUCUCAAGACUUUGGUCAAACCUUCACACCGCUUCUCACUGAUUUGAAUAUCGUGGACUUCUACUGGGGCACAAGUCCAGAUUAUGACGGGGAACACACGAUGUUUGCAGUUGCUCAGAACGAAGAUCGAACACAAGCAAUAUACACAAGUGAAGAUUUCUUCAAAAGCCCUAAAACCAUAAUCGAUGUUGCAGCUAACCAGUUUGCUGUUGUCGAUGAAUUUUACUUCUACGUCAAAAAGUCUACCCACUUGAACCACGGGGACAAUGACAUGGAUUUGUUCAUUUCCUUCGACCGAGGUCAACCUGUCAAAGCGAAGUUUCCAGAAUUUGUGGCUGAAAACCCAACCACCGAGUUCUACAUAGCAGACGCAGGAGAGGGACAAGCGUUUGUAGCGGUGUCACACCGUGACAACAUGACCAACCUCUACGUGUCGGAACACAAGGCUGGUAACAUGGUGUUGUCACUGGAGAGGAUACUAUUCACCAACAAGGCUAGCUACGAUACCAUAAGCUGGAUGGAUGGAAUUGAGCCGUUUGCUGAUUUCCAAGCAGUAGAAGGGCUACCAGGAGUAUUCUUAGCCUCGCAGCUGGAUAUUGGCACUGUGGGCCACAGGCGGAUACACACAGUAAUGACGUAUAAUAAGGGUGGCACCUGGCAGUAUGUUCAACCCCCUAAAUAUGAUCAGAAUGGCUAUCCUACUGAGUGUUUCUUGCCUGACUGUGCUCUACAUAUCUCCCUGAUGUUUGGUGUGAACUAUCCCAACGCUAAGCACACUCCUCUCAUGUCCCGAGCUAAUGCUCCGGGUAUCAUCAUAGCUUCAGGUAAUUUGGGAUCGUCUCACUCUACCUAUAACGAUGUGUUCAUGUCAAAUGAUGGUGGAGUUGAGUGGGACCAGGUACUGGACGGACAGUACCACUUCCAGAUCCUCGACCACGGUGGAGUGAUAGUGGCAGCUAGGAAGGGGGAACCCACCAUGUCGCUCACGUACUCUCACAACGAAGGAGUCACGUGGUCCAACAAGACCAUCUCCCAACAACUUGUUACCAUAUAUGGCCUGAUCACGGAACCAGGGGAGAUCACCUCGGUGAUCAACAUUUACGCUAUAGGGCCUGGGGGAAUGGAAUGGAUCAUAUUCACUAUAGACUUUAAGGAUUUCCUAGGUCCCAAAUGUAUGAGUGAAGACUUUACCACUUGGUCAAUUCGGGACGAACUGAAAAGUACGGAAUGUGUUUUGGGUAAAGAUACCAAGUAUGAGAGGAAGAAACCUACCUCUCACUGUUACAUUGGCUCGGAUUACGUGAGGUUUACUGAGGAUAAACCUUGUCCCUGUCAAGCUAGCGAUUUCGAGUGCGAUUUCCUGUACUACAGAGAGAACGCAGGUGACCCAUGUGUCAUGAUGGAUGGCGUCCAGGAGGAUUGGUUCAUACCGGGUGAUUGUGACCCUGGUACCUUCUACAAUAGAAGUAUGGGGUACAUUAAGAUUGAGGGAGAUAUGUGUACUGGUGGGGAGGAGGCGAUAUUCUCUUACAAGAAGACAAAGUGUCCUGACUCUAAUUUGACAGUUAUCAUAGCCGUCUCCCCGGCUAAAGCUGUAAAGAAAGGAACUGCAGUUACAUUCACCGCUGUUUCGGACGACUUUAUGGAGGACGUUUACUUCCUCUGGUACAUAAGCGAUAACACUUCUUUCUCCGGCAUUGGAACAAGCGGGCAGACAUUCACCAACACUUUCCUAAAGUCCGGUGUGUUUGUAAUAACAUUAACAGCUAACAAUGGCGCUGGACCUGUAGUAGCCAUGGAAACUAUUCAAGUGGACGAUCCUAUUACUAGUCUGCAAUUGCAGUACGAACCGGUGGAUCCUGCCAUUGGGGAGGGCAUGAUAUUUAUUGUAACUACUGACGAUGACUCCAAGGGAAUUGACAUAAGCAGACUGAACUACCACUGGAGUACCGGGACAGACUCUUACCUUCCCAUCCUCCUCACAACCUUCAAUGAUCCGGGCCGGCAGAGCGUUACUGUAACCGUUUCCAAUUCUAUCAGCUCCAAAAACUUUACUGUCAAUUUCGUGGUUAACGAUUUGACGGUGAGCAAUAUACAAGCGAUACCAGUCAGUCAUUCCAGUAUACAAGUGUUGUGGGACCCGCCAGUACUCCGACCUGGCCUCGUCUCCGCUUACACACUCAAAUACAGAGGGGUCAAUGAUGACCAGUGGCACAGGGUAUCAGUUGGAGGUUACAACGUAACCCAGACCAACUACCAAGUAAACGGUCUGGAGGAUGGGGCUCAAUACCAGUUUCUAGUGGUUACUACCAGUGCUGGCGGAGCUUCCAGCGAGGAGAGUAGAGUCCAGUCUGCCACUACCUUGCCUCUCAAUAGCCUGAAUCCAGCGACCCAAGUGAGCGCCAUUCCCUCCGGAAACAAAGCAACUAUUACCUGGACCUCCCCCGGGGGAACUGUUAAGAACUUUGUAGUGCAGUAUUGGAUGAGUGAUAGGUUUAAUGAGAUGAAGAUCAGUGCAACUGGUGACCCUUCAGUUACCACAGUUUCUCUAAAAAGUCUUGUGCCAGGAGCUCCCUACACCGUCAGGGUCUUGACACAAUAUCCCAACAAAGUUGAGUCCUACUCGGAGCCGGUUAACUUCCAAGUGGAGGGGCGGGAUAUGGAGGAACUAAAGGAGGUCCGAGGCUACUCUGUUAAUAGCACAUCUGUUGUUAUCGUGUGGGACAGACCUGCCAUUCCAGUCGAUGGCUACAACGUGUAUAAUGCGACCAGUAACACCCUGGUUACGACAGUUACAGAGGACCAGGUUAAGAUAGGGGGUCUUCAACCCUACACAGCAUACUCCUUCCAGGUGCAGCCUUACUCCAAGGGAAAUAGAGGCAAGAAGAGUGACCCGCUGGGCAUCACUACUGACGUUGGAGUACCAGGAGCAGUGAAGCAGCUAGAAUGUUUCCAGAAGAGUGGUCUGGCAGUGCUGACAUGGCACAAGCCUGACAGUCCCAACGGUCCCAUCUCUAAAUAUUUGAUAUACUAUGACGACGACGAUCUGUCUGGAUUAGGAAUACCAAGCUACGUUAACUCAGAUCAAGUCUCACUGACGCUGCCCCAGCUGCCCAAGUUCAAGGCGUACAAGUUCUCAGUUGCAGUACAAGGACCCAAGUACAUCUCCACACAAUCCUACACUGCUUGUACCGUCGAAUCUAUGUCAGGUGCACCAGGCCCUGUAACAGGGUUGUAUGUGAAAGAGCGUCACAUUGCCUCUCUCGACAUCAUGUGGAGGCCCCCUAUUGACACUAACUCCGCCAUCCAAUAUGAAGUCAGGUACGGAAAGUACGACGGAGAAGUAAGGAUCGGAACAGAACACGUGCUGACAACAGACACAACGGCCAUCACAAUAGGAGACAAUGUGUCUCCAUCCACCCUCUACGGUAUCACUGUUACCGGUAAAAACAACAAGGGUCUCGGGACUCCGUCCCAGCCUAUCUUUGCUGUCACCCUCACCCCCCCUAUUGGCAGUAUUGAAUACGAGUUUAAGUUCCGGGCAGCAGAUGUUGACAAAGUUAAAUUUGAGAAUUUCGCCAACGGUCUAAAAGAGGAAAUUGUUCAAGUCACCAAAAUCUCAAGAGACAGACUAUCAGGUGUGGGUAUAACACACUCAGAUGCCUCCGACACUAAAGUAUCAGUCUGGAUCUCCCCACGUGACACCCCUGAUGACAGCGUACAGCCGUCAAGUGAGGCUGUUGUUGCAGCACUGGAUGGUAAGGUUAAGAAAAUGGAGUUUGUGGUGGGUGUUAGCAAGGCUCUCAGUGGAGGAGUUGACCAUGUAGCAGCAGCAACAGGCUCUCACCACGACGUAGCGGAGAUAGUAAUCCCCGGUAUCUGCGGUCUCCUCAUAGUAGUCCUAGUAGCUGGUCUCCUCUACUACCGUAACAGAUAUCAGCAGCUCCUCCGGAGGUACUCCUUCCGGAGCAGGUACGCUAAUGAUGACAAUGAUGACGUUAACAUGAUAGAAUGUGCCGACGAGCAGGAGGGUAUCUCAAGUAGUGAUCUGGGUAGAGGUGCCCUCGCUAUUUCCAGCGAGGACUCUGUACAGAGACCCAGGGGGAUCAAGAACUUCUUUGAGAGGUUUAAUUACACACAAAAUGAUCAAAACGACCCCAAUGAGCUGAUAGAUGAUGAUGAAGAACAUCUCCUACCCUUGUAAAACCCUACCCUCCCUUCCUUUCCAGCUUAAAACUCUGGCAGUUAUCAGUCAACGAAUAUGCUCCAUUUUUGUUGAAACUCCAGCGUGUGAAAUUGGUUUUCCUAUUCAGAAUAUAAUAGUGAAAUUUUGUCGUUUGCCCAGGACAUGAAUAUUCUUUUGGGCUAUUGAUUUUUUUUUCAGAAUAAGUGUUAACGUAGUCGAACUAUUAUAUAUAUGAGCUAUUAUUUCUUUUGUUCGAAAUCUUGGCUGGUCCAUCUGAAGUUUGUUCUAGUCCAAGUUCAAUGUUAAUCUUUCUGACUGUUCAAGUUGUUUUGGUAAGUCAAAGAUUGGCAGUGAAACAUCGGAACUUGAAGCAUCUAUCAGUAUUGUAUCUUGUUUUGAACAAAUCAAAGAGCCGACAUUUUGAAUUCGAAAUUUGCUGGCUAUUUUUUCUUGUUUUGUAAGAAAGUUCUUGUUAUUUGUGCAAUAUAUUUCCCUGUUCAACACUCUUUUUGCUGCGUAUCUCAUCUUAAAUUGGUUAAAGGUUUUAAGAUAUUUUUAAUUUCUUUGAUUUCUUCCAAUUAAAUUAUGUUUUUUUUUGCCUGAUUUGUAAAGUAAAAAUAUUUUCAGUAUUACUUCGCUGAGUAAAUCUGUUCGUUUAGAUGGUAAGAGAUGAAUCAUGUAUAAAUCAAAUUUUAUUGUUGUAUCUGGUCGUCAUGUUACAAGUUGGAACCGAAAUUUGCGCCAAAACCUAUGGCAUGACAAAAUCAGCAAUCGUGGAUCGAUCGAAUGAGUCAGGUUAUCUUUUUAAGUGGAGAAAUGUGUGACAUUUGAUUUUCAGUCAAAUCGUUAGAUUUAGAAUACAUUGCCGAUUUUAGUUAAAUGUUAUCCACUCGCUAUUUUAGUUGAUUAAUUGAUUAUUAUCGCAAAUUGAAAUAUUGUAAGUGAUGAUAGAGGAGUGGCAUACUUGUUCUUACAAAAUAUAUUUUAAGUUUGCCGUUUGCUUCAGAGCAAGUUUACUACACUUGCGACCUUAUACCUUGGCAAAUCUAGGGGUAUACCGGUGAAACUGAGAAUAUGAUCGCAAAUAUAGCUACAUUAGUGAAGCUUACUAUUCGGUUGUAUCACGUCGUGACCCCCAUUGUCGUUUCACUAAGUGUCACUAGUAUCGUGGCCACGAUACAGCCGUGCACUCGUGUGCGGCAGGUCUACAACGUAUGACAACAGUAUUCCAUAUUCGGUACGUUACGCGAACAAUGUCCAAAAUCAAGCAGGUUGUCAAGUUGUGUAACUAAGAAUUUCAAUUGUGAUUAUGAAUUAUGAUCAUAUUUCAUUUUUGUAAAUUUCAA
Messenger RNA from Bolinopsis microptera, 6149 nucleotides. RefSeq lists its product as uncharacterized. Gene Ontology annotation, molecular function: protein binding. NCBI's taxonomy places the organism in Eukaryota, Metazoa, Ctenophora, Tentaculata, Lobata, Bolinopsidae. Gene Ontology annotation, biological process: post-Golgi vesicle-mediated transport. Gene Ontology annotation, cellular component: Golgi apparatus; membrane. The transcript has 30 exons. The record is from RefSeq and is a predicted model, not a curated record. The coding region runs from base 28 to 4821 and encodes 1597 amino acids.